Cloeon dipterum is the source of this 1543-nucleotide messenger RNA. RefSeq names its product cyclic GMP-AMP synthase-like receptor. The transcript has 9 exons. Bases 16 to 1389 code for a protein of 457 amino acids. Lineage: Eukaryota; Metazoa; Arthropoda; Insecta; Ephemeroptera; Baetidae. The record is from RefSeq and is a predicted model, not a curated record.
UCCAUUAUCAUCACUAUGGAGGGGCAGUGCAGAUCCCAGCAGGAAGCAGGAUCGAUGCAUUUUAUUUUCUCUAAACGUUCUUAUUUCACCGCUCUGCUGUUGCUAGCGGCGUUAGAGUUGCCGGCACCAGCUGACGCAAAGAGAAACUUAGAAAAAGGGGAAAAGCACCAUGGAUUAAGUCCGUUAUGCAAGGUUGAGACUCAUGAGGUGCUCAUCUGCGACAUCAUGGGCAACACAGCCGCCGCACCUGCUGAGGUCCAACAGGCCCCUGCUCUACCCGACAUUGGGAAGCUGGAAAUAUCUCGCAAGAAGUACCCAGGCACGAUCGUCCAAGUCCUGGAAAACGUGAACGGCCAACUGAAACUUAAGGAGGACGAGAUCAAGAAUACCAAUAGACUAAUUGAUGAACUGGUUAAAAAGGAUUUGAUUGAGGGCCUAAAGAAAAAAAGCAAGGCCUUCGAGUUGAUCUACCAAAAAAUCGUUUGGACUGGCAGCUCUUAUGAAGGGCUGAAGAUUUCUCAUCCUGACGAGUUUGAUUUGAACAUCGUCCUUCGCUUCCCUUUUAAGAGCGACCUCAUCAAAAUUUCUCCGCGAAAUGACGUCCCUGGCUUCGUGACGAUUAAAAAUUUCAAAAAGGCGCUGGACACCAUUGAAGCUGAUCCAAAAUGGAGACCGGCUUACACGGAGUUACUGAAGUGGGCUGACGACUCGGGCAAUUUGCUGACAAACAAAGUCCGCGAAUGGAUGGAAAGCAUUGUUGUCAAGUUUUCCAACGAGUACAAUGUGGGCAAACCAGAAAAUAAGAAAAUCAUCGUUCGCAAAUCAGGACCGGCAAUGACUCUUUGGUUGGGCAAGUUGUCCAUUGACGUGGUGCCCGUUUUUGGCUUUACCUCGCCUCCACCAAGCCCAAUCAGGGUUCCAAAGCCCAUGAAUAGGGAGUGGUUCAUCGUGCCCAAGCCACUGAAAGGACAGACAGACAUCAAAGAUGCCUGGAGGGUAUCCUUCUACGAGUUUGAAAAGGAUAUCCUGAGGGACUAUGGAACCAUCAAACCAGCGAUUAAGCUUAUCAAGAAACUGAGGGACACGCAAGACUGGAAAAGUCUAUACAGCUAUGCCAUUAAAUCAGCCGCUCUGUGGAUGAAAGAGGAGGGCGGUAUAAGUGGAAAUGAGAAAAUUGACAUUACAUUCUUGAAACUGCUGAAAGGUAUCCAAACGUAUUUGGACAAAGGCUUUCUUCCAUUCUACUGGGAGAAAAGAGCCAACAUGCUGCGAAUGAACGACGUUGAGAGAAAGAAUCUGGCCAACAGGAUUGCCAGGCUGAUCAUCAAAAUCGAGGAAAAUUGGGUGUCGAACCCAUCCUACAUUGGGGAGCUUAUUUGUAAGCUUUAAGGAAAACGGUUAAUAUAUUAAGAAAAUUAAUUUUUCAAUCGCCCUUGCUGGCCAAUUGGACUAAUUUCUGCAUAGGUUUUUAUAAAAAUUUAAACUAUUUUGAUACGAUAUUUUUAAUUUAAUAAAAUUGCAUGAACCUUUUUCCGCUCCUAAA